Messenger RNA from Suillus clintonianus, 1964 nucleotides. RefSeq lists its product as uncharacterized. The coding region runs from base 61 to 1821 and encodes 586 amino acids. The record is from RefSeq and is a predicted model, not a curated record. The transcript is spliced from 2 exons. Lineage: Eukaryota; Fungi; Basidiomycota; Agaricomycetes; Boletales; Suillaceae.
UUUGGGAAGUGUGAAUAAAUAAAUAACGUUUAUGGGUUGCGCAGCGCGAAGAGACAUAAGAUGCCUUCAGCCGCGCUGCAAUCAAGGAUCCAAGCUUUCGAGGCUCUCAUCGACCAGCGCCCUUCUCAAACGACGUCGAAACCCUCAUUCGUCGUUUUGAAGGCCAGAUAUCCUCCUUCUACUAACCCCAUUGAAUCACCUAUCUCACCAACCUCAGACUCAUUCCAACCAAUUGCUCCGUUUACACCGCCAAAGUCUUUGAGCAGGUCACCAUCGCCGUCGCCUCCAAAUCUAGGUCGUAGAACUUCAUUGAUUGACCUAAAAGACUGGAUUGUAGAUGAUGGCCCAAACGGAGCACCGUCCGGUGUCUCACAUUACAAUGGCAGACAUCUGAAAGGCUUUCCAGAUCUCAUCAAAGCACCUCCACAGGUAACCCAUAAUCCUGCUGCUGCUCGUUCAGUACCGAUAUCUUCAGCGCCACUCAUUAAUUUGGAGUCCCCUCCCAAGUCACGCCCACCCCUCCCACCACGUAAACCGUCAUAUACAUCAACAGACUCUUCACCUUCAAUUUCCAAUUCUGCUAUCUCUGACAGCAGUGCUACUCUACGACCCUCAGGGCGCUCAGACUCGCUCACCGUGGAGCACACUUACCCUCCGCCUCGUCCGCAUGCUUUUGGUUCUGCUCGCGUAAGCCACGCGCCCGCUUCUUCCAUUUCAUCAUUUCAUUCCGUAUCGCUUUCUUCUGAUGGAAGCGACCUGAAACCCAUGAGCCCAAGAUUGUCCAUGCAGUCAUCCCUCGGGACAAAUGGCGAUAACGAUGGCGUGGACGGGGACAUCGUGAGCAUCGCUGACUCAUAUGAGAACGUGUCUUCCACGAUAAGUCCCACCGCCAAUGUCCCCUUUGAUUGGGGGAAGGCCAUUAGCAAUGGCAAUGGCACACCCAGGCCCGAGCCUCCAAAGCUACCUCAGCGACCAGGCACAAAGCUGCUGUCGCCCUCCGUUUCCAGAUCAGUGUCAACAACAUCUUCAACGCCUACCACUCGCCGACCCCGACCCCCACCUCCACCACCUCCUCCGCCGUCUCUAUCACGUACCAAACUUCCUUCUUCCCGCACAUCACCCGCAUCCACUUCCGCAUCCACUUCCGAUCGCUCUUCCAUCCUGAGUAACGCAACUACCACCUCCCUGACAAGCAUAAGUACCACAAGCAUCAGCACCGCAAGCAUAAGUACCCAAAAUAGUGGGCAGCUGACGCAGAAAGCCUCAUUGCUCCUGCGACCCACGCCAGUCCCGCCUGCCGCACGCACACGUUAUGAAGCCUUAUUUGUUGUGACGGUGGUCAGUCGACGGAAAGCAGAAAAAACUGCCAGGAAAGCCAAGACAAAGUCCUCACCAUUAUCUACAUCAUCAGGAAAGAAGAGCAGGCAAGCUGCUGGCUGGAGAGGUCUUUCAGUUGACCUGAUUACCAACCCGGAGGAUCAUCCUGUACUGUCCUCGAAGGAGGCAGAUAGUGAUAAUGACGACGAUGCAGAUCAUGUCCCAGUUGGACCUGAAGAGAGACUUGGCGGCCGAAUAGUGAGGCUCAUCUGGAGCGCAUCAAAACUUGACCGCGGCAAACUCCGAGACAUAUGGAACGAUUGUGAUCCAUCCUCGACUGGCUUUCUUGACCGUGAAGCAUUCGUCAAGGGGAUGUGGCGAAUCGAUGAAGAGCUCCGAAGGGCCCAGCUAAAUAGACGGACGUCUGCGCUGAGUGCCGCUUCGUCGCAACGCAUUCCCCACCGCCCGAAGAAUGCAAGCAAUUCAAGAUUGUUAUUGCAAUAGUAUGACGUGCUCACUUAUACCCCGGUACUCUCUUCCAUACCCGUGGACCAUGUAAUAAGUUAUCUCACGCGCAACUAUUUAAUAUACUCACGAUAUAAUUGCUUGCGCUUGGGUGGAAACCCCUUGUGAACAAGUUUGUGGAU